GUGCGGCGCCGCAGCGAGCGAGAAAGGGAUCGAGCGAGCGGGAGAGCGCAAGGAGAGACGGCGAUGGCUUUGGCGACGGCGUUGGCGAAGCUGCUCCGCGGCGGGCGUUCCGGCGUAUCCUCCUCCCACCUGCUGCCGGCGAUCGGCCGCCGGAUGCCGCAGGGGGGGCUCGCCCCGCUCCUUCCGCGCCUGGGAUCGUCUCGGGCCGCCCCCGCUGCGGGCAUCAGUCGUGGCAUCAACACGGAGUCCUUACCUGAGUUGGAUGUGAUGAGGAAGACCUAUUUGCAUAUCAAUGGCUCUUUCGAGCCGUACAACUCAAAGUAUAUUAUUCUGGAUCUUGAAGAGCGGAUGUGUAAGAUAGGUCACCACGUACAGUUGUACGGUAGACACUGGGUUUACCCUGCAGUCACAGCUGGUGUUGUGUUUGUGAUGGUGUUGACGGUUAUGGUUGGUCACCGAGAUCAAAAUGAUAAUGAGAAGACUUUAAUCAAGUUCAACCAAAAAUUGGCAAAGGCUCAGUCAGAUGUUGAGAAGCUAAGGGUAGCCCGCAACAAGUCUGAGAAGCAUCAAUCUUGAUGCUUUCAAGUGGCUUCAAAAAGUUGUGUGCUGGCGAUAAAACCUUUGGACUUUUGGUAGAAAGACAUUGGGGGUGAAAAGAUUGUUGGAGGCUUAAACUUAGCUGAAAUGCACAUUUUUUGAACUAUUCUGCUGGGAGUGUUGUGCCAAUUACUCUGUGCUAUUUGGAACUGAACUUGUAUGGGCGUAUACUCAUGUAUGUCCUGAUAGUGUUGCUACUUGGCAAAAUUGUGUGCGAAACUGUCUGUGAUGUUGUGUUGCUAUGCCUGUUGGAAGCAUGUUUUGUUGCGUUGUCAUGGCUGCCUCAAGGCC
Messenger RNA from Phragmites australis (common reed), 888 nucleotides. RefSeq lists its product as uncharacterized. The transcript is spliced from 4 exons. The coding region runs from base 64 to 576 and encodes 170 amino acids. NCBI's taxonomy places the organism in Eukaryota, Viridiplantae, Streptophyta, Magnoliopsida, Poales, Poaceae. The record is from RefSeq and is a predicted model, not a curated record.